This is a messenger RNA of Daphnia magna, 5655 nucleotides long. Its product is annotated as rap1 GTPase-activating protein 1. Gene Ontology annotation, cellular component: cytoplasm. The transcript has 10 exons. The record is from RefSeq and is a predicted model, not a curated record. Gene Ontology annotation, molecular function: GTPase activator activity. Bases 1814 to 4399 code for a protein of 861 amino acids. Gene Ontology annotation, biological process: regulation of small GTPase mediated signal transduction; activation of GTPase activity. Lineage: Eukaryota; Metazoa; Arthropoda; Branchiopoda; Diplostraca; Daphniidae.
CAUUUAGAAAUGAGAGAACAGUAGGCCCGUACAUCUAACUGUGUAGGGUUGAUGUUUUCCUCGUUGAAAUAAAUCGAACAGACAAGAAAAAAUGAGUGAAUAUGUUCGGGUCUGAGGAGUUGUGAAUUCACGAGGUAGUGGCUCAAUGGACUUUGGGUUCGUUGGUAGUUCAUCAUGAUCAUGACGUGAGCGGUGAAAAGCACCCAACCAAUCAGUAGGGGGUGCUAGCCGAAAGGCGAAAGCGUCACAACGUAACAACAUACAUACAGUAACACGGGACUGUAUGUCAGUUCUGGCCGGUCGGGUGAGAGUGAAACUCGCCCUCUCUAUUUACUCGACCCCGUCCAAUCCAUCACCGUUCCGGGCACACGUAAAGAUCAAGAAUACAUUUCAAACAAAAGCAAAAGUAAAGAAAAGCAAAAGUAAUCGGGGGAAAAAAAAAAUGGAGGUCAUACUUUCGUCAAAAAAGAAAAAAUCUAAAUGAUAUGUAAAUGGGCGGGGUCGCAUUUGAAAUAGUUGGUCCGCAUUUAUUCGCAUCGACGAAAAGGUGUGAAAAAUAUUCCUUACUAAGAAGGUUUCAAUUCUCGUUUGUCAACAGAAUUCUUCGAAGCCGAAUAUGUCUAAUCUAUACAAGAAAGAAAAACGGAGCCAAAUGUUAUUCAAGUCCCAUGUGUAUUUUCCAUUCACUUUGAGCGUCAAAAAAAAAAAAGAUAAUCGGUUCACGAGGGUCUCUUGAUGGCCGACACAGUGGUGUCAUUUGGUUGGACGUAAAUGCGUUAAGCUCGACUGAAAUGGAAAGCCGGAUUCGAACGCCAACGCGGCCGCAACUUUAUUUGAUUUAACUCACACACUCUUAAUACUUGACGGCGAUAAUCCACUAAAUGUCUGUGUGUGUAUUAUGCAGAAGUGAGAGUCAGUCUUGUUUCCAGUUUUAUAAUCGGUCUCAACCACACGCGGGAGCAGCCGACAAAAAAAAAAGAACGAAAAAAACAAACAAAACAAAAACACACACGUACACACACAGACACGCCAUAUGCACCCCAGAAGCGGAUGCUGGCAGAUAACCCCGAACCCAACCCAUUUUUUUUUUUAUAUUUAUUUUAUUUCUUUUUUUUUUAAUAUAAAAAUGUUGAGUUAUUCGUGAAAAAUGAAAACAAAACCAGUCAACCAAAAAUAUUCGCUAGUCAAGAAAACCGACGGAGACGUGCUGGGCUCAUCGGUCUUUUUUUUUUCUUUUCCCUGUCCGUCUUUCGGUUUCUAUUGCCAGCGAAGGAUGAGGCUCAUUGUAAUAAUAAAAAACCGUUCAUUAAUUCUACGACGUUUUGGGGCAACAACAAUCGAAAGUUAGGUUGUUUUUUUCGUGUCCCUCUGGUGGCCAACGAGCAAAGUCAGGGAGUAUCCAUUCCCUAAGCAAAGUGCGCUGUGCAGCCGCCUCAGUUGGCAACUCGCGCCCUACCAGCGUGGAUGUGUCAUGUUGACGGUCUCGUCUCGGAGCUAUGCGCAUGCCAUCUAGCGGCAUUUUAAGUUGCGCCCUUGUUUACGUGUCUGUGCUUGUCUGCAUGUGCUUGUGUGUGGCGGUCGAAUUUUUUCUGUUCUCAGUGCGCGCGCGCGCGCGCGUUGGCCCAGCCGCGUGGUUUCUCGUAAUGUAUCGUUUAUUAUGAGUUUAGUGCAUCUGAGUGUUCAUCCAAAAGUGGAAGGGAAAAGAAAUAUACAAACAAGUCUGUAUCUUCCACAAAAAAACAAAACAAAAACGGAAAUACAUUGACUAGAGGAUUUGGCAAAAAAACAAAACUUGAAAAAUACGUAGACAAGUAUGCGUUUGAUUGUCCCGGCGCCGCCGGACGUCGGGACGAUGAGGAGGCAGGCCACGUCCUCCAUCUCCAACCCGGCAUCUUUAAUCCAGUCUGCGGCAGCGACUUCCUCAUCAUCCUCGUCGUCGCCCGUCAAUAUCGUUAAUUACCGCAGAUUGUACAACGAGUGUGAUGGGCGGAGUGGCAGUACCAUGGAAGAUCCACUGGUGUAUGGACGCAAUCACGUCACGCCCGUCUCGAAAGCGGAUCCGGGCUCCACUUCACGAGACAAUUCAAAGACUAUUUCGCACGAUCUACUAGAGCUUUUGGAGAAGCUGCAGACCAGUCGGCUGGACGACCAGCGCUGUGUGUUGCCCGCCUAUUUCACCCAGAGCACAUCGCGGGAUUUGGAAUUAGCCCCCAAACCGAGUGGUAGCGGCGGAAGCGGCGGAAGCAGAGGGAGCCACAACGACCUUGGAGCGUUCACCAAUGGAUCAGCCGGAGGUUCGGAUUCACCUACGCAAUCUGGCGGGGCGGCGGCGGCCAUUUCGACCCCACCUGCGCAUCCAUCGCGUGACAUUCUCGAAGAAGUUCUUUCCAAACCUGGACCGUAUCCCAUGGUGGUGCUGCCAAGAUCGGGCGGUUAUUGGUGCGAUGACGGCAGUGACACGGCCGCAGCCCCAGCUGAUUCUUCGCAAACGGCGUCGUGCAAAUUGGAGCUGGACGAAACGGCCCGCUGCUACCGUCGUUUUUUCGUCGGAAAAGAACAUCAGAACUUUGUGGCUCAAGACGAUGCAUUGGGGCCUGUCCUCCUGUCCGUUAAACAUGAAAUGCUGGCCGGCCAGGACUACGUCCGCCUCAUUCUUCGCCUACAGACUGGAACGCUGCACGAAGUCGUUCCAGCCACUUGCCUCAGCGACCAAGCGUCACCUCACCGCAUGGCAAAACUGCUGUGCGAAGAACUGAGCACAGAGAAAUUCGUACCUGUUUCGUGGCCCAAGUCGUCGCCGCUGAUCGCCGCCUACGACGAGCACGUCUUAGUCAACCACUUCAAGUUUGGCUUGUUGCAUCAGCGGUUCGGCCAGACGACCGAGGAGGACAUCUUCGCCAACAAUGGCACGUCUCCUGCCCUCGAUGAGUUCCUCGACGUCCUCGGAAAAAGGAUCCACCUGCUCGAUCACAAAGGGUACCGCGGAGGUUUGGACACGCAGUUUGGUCAGACGGGCGUCGACUCGUUGUACGAGACGUUUCGCGACCGCGAGAUCAUGUUCCACGUGGCGCCCCUCCUCCCUUAUACGGAGAACGAUCCGCAGCAGCUGCAAAGGAAGCGGCAUAUUGGAAAUGAUAUAGUCGCCGUAGUGUUCCAGGAAGAAAAUACACCCUUCGCACCUGAUAUGGUCGCUUCGCAUUUUCUGCACGCCUUCGUCGUUGUCCAGCCCCUCGACCCGUGCACGCCCAACGUCCGCUACCGCAUCACGGUGACGGCACGUGAUGGCGUCAAUUUCUUCGGUCCGACGCUACCCGAUCCGCCCAUUAUGCGCAAAGGUCCCGAAUUGCGUGAAUUCCUGCUCACCAAGCUGUUGAACGCCGAAAACGCUUGUUACAAAGCGCAGAAAUUUGCCCGGCUUGAGUUGAGGACACGCACGGCCUUGCUGUCCAAUCUGGUCGAUGAUCUUCAUAAGAAAACAUGCGAUUUUCUGCACCUGUCAUCGCCGCUUUUAAGCGGAUCGUCUCAGGCCGAAGCGCCCGCCAAGGCUGAAGUGACUCAACAGACGGCCCCCAUCGGCGGAGGUGCCCGUUUCAUCGACACUGUUCGUAAAGCUCUGUCGUCUGCUAGGCGAUCGCAGCAAGAGCAAGGAGCUGUCGGAUUGGCUGCAGCAGCCUCUAAUAAAAAGGGUUCCAUGAACUGGUCGAAUGCGUCAUCCGAUUCAACUCCGGCCAGCACGUUGCGUCUGAGCAGCAAAGGCAGCAAUUUUAGCGGGCCCACUAAAUCGGCCGUGGCCGAUAAAUCGUCUUUAGCCACACAGUUGGCCGUCCAGCAGGCCGGCAUGGCUUCGCCGUCUACCAGCCCAUCGUUAGACACUCCGCCAUCUCGGAUUGCUCGUAUGACUGUGCCCGAUAGCGAUGAAUCGUCGCUCAACAGCAUUGAGAUGGAGAACAUCCAUCAAUCAGUCAGCGGGUCGAGGAUGGCAGGUGUAAAUACCAUCCACCACCAACAGCCUCCGCGGCCGCCGACGGAAGAUUCAGACACGGGAAUGGAAAGCUUGUCGUCAGCUGAAACGCCGGCCACGGCUAAAAGGUUGGCGGGCAAAUCGUGUUCUUGUUACGGCAGUAACAGCGAAGAACAGGGUCAUCAUCAGCCGGAAGAGGAGCACAUCCGACAGAAUGAAAAUCUCCAGCAGGAAGUGAACAAGCUCAAGUUUGAUAAGUUGGAACUACUCAGACAAAAUGUGAGUUGCCAACGUGAUAUCAAACGAUUAAAAGAGCGUGAAUUCCAGUUGCAUUCGGAGCUGAUCACGGCCAGCCAGGAACUACAGCGUCUGCGUUUAAUUCUUCGAGAUCAUCAGACUACCUCAUCCAUGUCUGCUUACGAAGGAUCGCCCGUCUAAUCGGCAAAGGGGAAACCAAAGAACCUCUAAAUGACGUAUCACCAUAUCUCACCAAUUAAUUCAACGACGAUUGUACACCUCCUCCUGAUACGUGAUGGAUCAUUCGUUUUUUUUUUGGUUUUUUUUUUUCUUUAACCUUUUUAUCGGUUUUGCUCUCUCGUCCACCCCCCGUGUGUCCCACUUGCCUCUCUAACCAAAACUUGUUAUCUCUCUUUGGCGUUCCUGGGCGGGAAAGAGCUUGACGGCAAAAAGAUAUCGAUUAUAUCAGAGAGAGAGAGAGAGAAAGAGAGAGAGAGAGGAGUAACAAUUCCUAACUGAUUCCUUUUGUUUUCAUUCACUGUUGAUUGUGGCUUAUCGUAUUCCUUGUUAUAUAUAUAUACAUAUAUAUAUUUACCUACCAAAGAGAACCCGUUGCUUCAUAUUUUUUGGGCCGUAUGAUGCGCGUUCGGAUCAUCUAGAAAGAUGUGUGUGUGUUGUUUUUUUUUUUUUCCUGUUUUUUUGUAACAGUCCCAGUGAGAAGAAAAUAUGACGGACAGAAAGCUGGGAAUAGAGAUGGCGAAGAAAAAAAAAAAGAACCGUUGGGAAUGCAAAUAUUAUAUUGAUGUUUUCUUCUUUUUUUUUUUCUUUUAAAUUAGACCUUUUUUUUGCGUUUGUGCAUGGCCACGGUGCACAGUUUCUUCUAAGUCAAAUGCGAUUUACUUACGAUGUUUUCAAUGGCGUCGUUUACAUUGUGAAUCCCAUCUCUGUGUGUCUUACACUAAAUAGAAAACAACUGCUGAAGUCAUUCCCGAGAAAAGUGGAAAUUGUUUUGUUCGAUUCACAAAGAAUCUUGAAAACAAAAAAUCCUUCGUUCUAUAUGCCGUUCGUUCUCACGAAAAUUAGCAAUUUUUUGCCACUGAUCCCUCCCCUUCGUUCCCCAUUUCCCCCCAAUGUAAAAGACAUACACGCACGUACAAAACACGACAAACUUACACAGUUUUCUCCCUAAGCGGACAAUCAGCUUUCCCUCCUUGUGUUGAUCAGUUAUCCCUAUAAACGCGUCCUCCCUUUAUUUUUUAUUUUGUUGGUUUUUUUUUUUUUUUUGGCAAAAGAGUUCUCAGUUGAUUUAAUUUUUGUUUUAUAUAUCCAUGUCCCCUUCCCUCCCCACCUCCUCGCUGCGCUAUGCGUCAUUGAAGCCGCUGUUUGAUAGACACCUUGUAUGUACAACAUGAAUGUUGAUAUAAUACACCCGCCACAAAUUGUAUCGAAAACACAAA